Messenger RNA from Fonsecaea nubica, 927 nucleotides. RefSeq lists its product as hypothetical. The record is from RefSeq and is a predicted model, not a curated record. The transcript has a single exon. NCBI's taxonomy places the organism in Eukaryota, Fungi, Ascomycota, Eurotiomycetes, Chaetothyriales, Herpotrichiellaceae. The coding region runs from base 1 to 927 and encodes 308 amino acids.
AUGCCAUUCAAGCCCCAAGACAUUCCCGACCUCUGGGGUCGAGUAUACUUUGUCACUGGAGGUACGGCUGGUCUGGGAGCGGGCUCCAUUUCCCUCCUUGCCGCGCACAAGCCAGCACAUAUCUACUUUUCCGGGCGGAACAGCGACAAGGCCAAACGGGUGAUUGAGAAGGUCCGGUCGCAGAACCCGGAUGUGCCCCUUAGCUUCAUCGCGUGCGACCUGGCAGACAUGACCUCGAUACGAAAGGCUGCCGAGCAAUUUCUCGCCCAAGAAUCGCGGUUGGACGUCCUCUUCGCCAAUGCGGGAGUCAUGGCUCUGCCUCCCAGCACGACGGCAGACGGGUAUGAGGUCCAAUUUGGUACCAACCACCUGGGCCACGCGAUGCUGAUCAAGUUGCUUCUUCCGUUGAUGCAGUGGACCUCGAAGAAUGUCCCCGGAGCGGACGUGCGGAUCGUCAGUUGCUCGUCGAUCGCGUACAAGCAAGCACCCAGAGAAGGGAUCGCUUUCGACACGCUAAAAACACCUCAGGAUGGAUUGGGCAGCCUCGUUCCCGGCGGAAAGUGGUGCCGCUACGGACAGAGCAAACUGGCGAACCUGCUGUACGCGCGGGCAUUGGUGAAGAGGUGCCCCGACAUCACCUCCGUCGCUAUUCACCCAGGUUACAUCAAAACGGAUAUCUUCACAGGAGUCUCAUUCAUGACCACCCUCCCUGUCCGCGUCUUGGCCGCGGGUAAUUGGACGUCCGUCGAGGAAGGACCGUACAAUCAAACCUGGGCAGGGACCACUGCGAAGGAGAACCUCGAGAACGGCGCGUACUAUGUCCCCGUCGCGACAAAGGGAGUAUUGGAAACGCCGGCGGCAAAGGACGAUGCACUGGCGGAUAAAUUGUGGGAGUGGACCGAGAAGGAGUUGGCUCUGUUUUUGUGA